This is a messenger RNA of Sardina pilchardus (European sardine), 2304 nucleotides long. RefSeq names its product mitochondrial ribosomal protein L19 (gene mrpl19). Gene Ontology annotation, biological process: translation. The coding region runs from base 58 to 903 and encodes 281 amino acids. Lineage: Eukaryota; Metazoa; Chordata; Actinopteri; Clupeiformes; Clupeidae. Gene Ontology annotation, molecular function: structural constituent of ribosome. The transcript has 7 exons. Gene Ontology annotation, cellular component: mitochondrial large ribosomal subunit; ribosome. The record is from RefSeq and is a predicted model, not a curated record.
CGUAGUUCUAUGUGGUUGUCACAUGUGACCACCCAGAAGGUUAUGCGCGAUUGAAACAUGGCCGCCUGCACACGGAGGGCUGCAGAGGUCCUGUGCUCAGUCAGGAUUUUAAGACUAUUUCAGCAUCAAAAUGAGCGUUUUAUCUCAACGUCGCUGCCCCACCUUGCAGAAGGACCCCCUAAAUUCACCCCACCACCUAAACCAGUUAUUGUCGACAAAACACAAGCCGAGGCUUCAUCACGACGGUUUCUCAGCCCCGAAUUCAUCCAUCCACGUUCCCGAACCAGCGGCUUGAAGUUUGUUGUUGAGAGGAAGGACAUGAUCAAGAGGCGAAAAGUACUCAACAUCCCUGAAUUUUAUGCUGGAAGUAUAAUGGCCGUGACCAUGAAGGACCAGUAUUCCAACGGGAAUACGAAUCGCUUUGUGGGUAUUUGCACGCAGAGACAAGGCAGCGGGCUAGGAGGCACGUUCGUCCUGAGGAACAUUAUUGAUGGACAAGGUGUAGAGAUCUGCUAUGAGAUGUACAAUCCGCGCAUCCAGGCCAUCGAGGUGCUGAAGCUUGAGAAAAGACUGGAUGACAACCUGAUGUAUCUACGGGAUGCUCUCCCAGAGUAUAGCACCUUCGACGUAGACAUGAAGCCUGUUCCCCAUAAUCCCACUGCAGACGUCCCCGUCAAUACUGUCAAAGUUCGGAUGAGGCCAAAGCCCUGGUCCAAGCGUUGGGAGAGGCCCAAGUUCAACAUCCAGGGCAUCCGCUUCGACCUCUGCCUGACCCCUGAGCAGAUGGAGCACGCCCAGAAGUGGGCGGAGCCCUGGCGGGAGUUCGACAUGCUGAAGCACCACGACACCUCCAAGCUGGAGGAGUCCAUCUAUAACCAGGUGCAGGCGGAGCUCAGCAAGUGACGUCGUCCCCCGCGGGGAGAGAGCAGCGCAGGACUGAUGGAGAGACUGGACUGGAAGUGUCACAGGAUGAUGGGGGGGGGGGGGGGGGGGGGGGCUACAGGCACAUGAGGAACCACCGAGCUUUGGGAGGGAAGACCGCAGGGGACGGACUCAUCCUUUGUGUGGAGCAGUGAUUAGUGAUUAAUAUAAGAGCAGUGAUUAUUGAUUACUCAUUACUGUCUGAGCAGUGAUUUUUGAUUACUGAUUACUGUACGAGCAGUGAUUAGUGAUUAAUAUAAGAGCAGUGAUUAUUGAUUACUGAUUACUGUCUGAGCAGUGAUUUAUUGAUUACUGAUUACUCUACGAGCAGUGAUUAGUGAUUACUGUACGAGCAGUGAUUAUUGAUUAAUGUACAAGCAGCUGUUGUUGUAUGCGCCGCCUUCUCUACCUGUGUGGUGAAGAAACCAAAACUACUGUAUAUUUACAAGAUGUGUCUCCAUCCAAAUACAUUCAUUUCAAAUGGACUGAUAGAUAUCUGCUCAUUUGGUCUAACAGCCUGCCAAUGCAUAAAGGAGAAAUCUGGCCAGUUUUCACCCAGAUCUCCGUUUCUCUGAGAUCUAUGUCACCGACACCGGUAACCAAAAUGAAAACAGUCGGUUCUACCUAGCUUGAGUUGCUACAACCAGCAGCUAACCCAGCAAGGCAGCUUGAGAAACAGAGAUCUAUGAGAAAACUCGCCGGAUUUCUUCUUCAAUAUUCAAAAAACACCCUUUAUCUGUCCUGUGAUUUACAAAGAUACUGCGAGUUGUCUCGGCAGCUUCAUGUGGAGCUUUGACAGUGAAUGAUAGGAUUGUUUGGUUUGGUCAGUGUUUUCACUAAAGUGUGGGUCAUGGUACACUGUCUGUGGUUGGGUAUGAGUGGUGGCUGUUGGGCUUUUAAAUGUUACACUAGCGGUCAGAAGUUUAGGGUCACUUAGACAUUUUCAUUCCACUCCAUUAUAGACAGAAUACCAGUUGAGAUCAGUUGCAUUUUUUUUUUUUUUUUUUUAAAUCAAGACAGCAGUUUUCAGAUUACACUAUGUGCUUACAUAAUUGCAAAAGGGUUCUCGACUGUUGUAGAAAUAAGUGGCUGAUCUUUAAUGCAAUUUCUACAUUGCCCAUUAUCAGCAACCUUUAAGUCCAGUGUAUAUUUUAAUUUCUUUCUACAACAGUGGAGAACCCUCUUGCAAUUAUGUAAGCACAUAAUGAAGUCUGAAAACUGCUGCAUUGACUAAGAGAACAAUGCAACUGAUAUUGGUUAACUAUCAUGGAGUCGAAUGGACAUUUCUAAAUUAAACUUUUGACUGGUAGUGUAAGCAUUGUGUAUAAUGGCUGCACUCCUCUUGACAAAAAGGCUGUGAAAUUAAAUCAUGUAUCCCUCUAA